Messenger RNA from Siniperca chuatsi (mandarin fish), 2865 nucleotides. RefSeq lists its product as uncharacterized. The record is from RefSeq and is a predicted model, not a curated record. Lineage: Eukaryota; Metazoa; Chordata; Actinopteri; Centrarchiformes; Sinipercidae. The transcript has 5 exons. The coding region runs from base 284 to 958 and encodes 224 amino acids.
AUUGUUUUCAAGACAAUUGUCAGAACGAGCAGCCCACAGUCUUCAGUGUGAAGAAAGGUCAGGUUCUCUUAAAACUGAAUAUAUAACAUACCCAACUGCUUUGUGUAUCCAGUUCUAUACAUUUGUAAAAGCCCAUUCUCUAUUCAAACAACCAAUAUCUUCUUAUUUUUCAGAAAUUCUGAAAGAAACUCAUAAGACAUACUACACUACUGCAGGCAGCAGUUUUACUCAUGCAUGUCCGAGUGAAUUGACUAACUUAAAAUGGACAUUUGAAGCAAGUAACAUGACUGCACUCAGGAACUCGGUACAAAGACCAGGAUCCUACUUUGUGUCUUCCAACAAGUCUAUAUAUAUUGUAAAUGUCAAAAAAGCAGAUGCUGGGAAAUAUACCUGCUGGACAAGUGAAUGUGAUGGACACAGGCAGAAACUACUUAUUAUCAACUUGUGUGUAAUUACAGUUCACCACAGUGAGGAUUCAUCUGUUUCUUGUGCUGUGAUGUGUGACGAGGAAUUCAGUAACAUCAAACCAAACAGCAUAUCAAAUGUGGAGACAGGCACAUGGACUAUAUCAGUGCUUGUGGAUCCAUAUGGUUCUUUAAAUUGCAGUGUAAAUCGGAUGUUUGAUGGAUACAGUACGGUUAACAGCACUCACGGACCAUCAAAUGCUUUAAACAAAACAACAGAUACACCUACAGAGCUUGAAUAUCUGAUUCCAGUUAUUUAUGGAACACCAGCAGCCCUUACAUGUCUUAUUUUGUUGGCACUUUUAAUUUGCUACCUCAGACCAAGAUUGCGGGCAGCAUUUCCUAUUUACUUUUGUUGCUGUGGCUUGAAUGGCAGUGUGGUGGUGGAAGAGGAGUCUUCGGUGGUUUAUUCAUCAGUUAUCAUCAGGAGACCUGCUAAUCCAACAAACAGUCACACUUACAGUGAUUGUGUGUAUAGUGAAAUAAAAGUAUAGAGAAAAGGUCCAAAAGAUGUUUUAUUGCUUAAGAUGGUCUAUAACUGCCACUGUUAUAAUGAUGGUUCCCACAUCACUGUCAUAUGAACUAAGUAAUUGAUUCCUCAAAAGACUACUUGUGUUUCAUGCGAAAAAGUGUUUGUGACUUCACCCACACGGUUCUAAAGGGAAAUUUUUAAGCAUUUUGGCACUUUUUUGAUUAGGAAGUUUCCUAACUGAGUGAAGUGACCCAAAUAGCAGCCAUGAUAAGAGCUGACUGAAUUUUCUACACAAUCAAAAAGUGCUUUAUUAGUUCCUUUACUUUAUUUCUUUACCCUAUCAAACACUGGAAAGGGAUAUCGCCAUUCCAUAAUUCCUUCCUCCAACAUGACUGACAAUUCAGGUGUUUCAAGCCAAAAUAUUUACAUUUUUCCAGAUAAUUUAAUGAGACACAUGAUACUAAUGAUCGACAAUUCUGUUUUAUGUAAAAAUUAUAUUACUUGUGUUUACUGUCUUUAGGUACUGUAGCUACAGUAUAUAGAGAGGUGGAAAGUAUACUGAACUAAUAAAUUUUUGGGGUUUUGUGCUUUACAGCUAUAGUUACUUUGCAGAUUAAACAUAUGUUAAACUACAUAAAGAAGUUAGAAUUAGCUACACCUAAACCAGCUACAACAUUAAAAUGUUGCUUACACACAGUGGUGGUAAGUGCAUUUACUCAACUACUGCACUUAAGUAAAAUUUUGAGGUGGGUUACUUUACCAGAGUAUUUCCAUUUCAUGAUACUUUACACUUCACUGCAUUUUAUAGGGAAAGACUGUAGCCUCCUCUUUACUCCAGUACAUUUAUUUGACAGCAAUAGUUACUUUACAGAUUCAGAUUAUAAAUACAAAACAUAGCAGCUUAUAAUGUAUCAUUGUUGUUAACUGCAUUGCUGGCUUUAAAUGUUGAAUAGUACCAAUAAUGUGUGAAAGAUGUGGAAUAUUUUACAGAUUAAACUAUGCAAGGCUAUAUAAAGUAGGCUAAAAUCAUCUCCACCUUGACCAGCUACAACAAGUAAUCAACAUAAGUAAUAAUAAACAAUAAUAUAUAUAAUAGUUUAACAGUAUGAAGAGUACUUCACAUAGUUCCAUUAUAUUAAAAAAUGGUAAACAUCGCUAGGGCUGAGCCAAAACUCAGCAACUCACACCAAAACAAUCUAGAUGGAUAAAUAGCUCUACAGGUAAGAGGAAAAAUAUGUAUUUUUAAUUUUGGAGUGAAAUGUUCCUUUAAGUAAAUACUCUGAGUAGUUCUUCCAUGCCUGUACACUGAAAGUGUACAAUUACAUGCACAAUUACAUACAUACAAUACAUUUUAGUGAUAGUACUUUUAGCUAACAACUUGGGGGAAAUUUGCAUGCAUGGGUUUUACUUUGAAGGAGGUUUUAAACUAGCAUUAGUACACUUCUUCCAUCACUAGAGUUUACUCCAGUAUGUGGCUGUAAUGCGCCUCAAAAUUGGACAACUGCUGCGGAAAAAAAAAUCCCAAAGAGAAAAAAAAUAAGGAUUUAGGAAAAGACAACCGCGUAGCUGAGAGAAUCCGACUGCAUUUACACUAGGCGACGUAAUUAUGCGAAGGCGGAUGUUAUUGACGUGGGUCUGCCAUGGUGAAACUACAAUCUUCCGAAAAUGGACUACAAAAAGCGCAUCUUAUUUCGUUCUUAUGCUGUUGUUUCAUGCAGGCAAUAUAAAAAAACGUUACUUCAUUAACAAGGUUGGAGUGGAAAUAAAAAAAGGAACACAAGCAGGGAUGCUGGAAGUCACUCAAAGUUGGGGGUAAUGAGAGGUGAGUCUGUAAAUUCACAUUUUUAAAAAAAAAUCAUUUGAAUGGCCAGGAUAACUUAUAUCUAAUAGUUUUAACAACAAUUUUGAAAACAGUUUGAAAACGUUUUA